Messenger RNA from Paramecium tetraurelia, 816 nucleotides. RefSeq lists its product as uncharacterized. The record is from RefSeq and is a predicted model, not a curated record. The transcript has 2 exons. NCBI's taxonomy places the organism in Eukaryota, Ciliophora, Oligohymenophorea, Peniculida, Parameciidae.
AUGCAUAUUCGUGAUAAGUAUAUUGAUAGAUAGAAUUUCAAAGAAUCUGAAAAGAUAGACAAUUAGGAAUAAUUUAAUAGAGCCAAUGAAUUUUUCUCUUAAUUCCCUAAGAUUGAUCUUUAGGCUGAGAAAGUAAGAUGUCCAAAAUGUAAUUUGCUUCAUAAGGUGUAUUGUUUAAAAUGUGGUGAGUUGCUGGUAAAUAAAGAACUAAUUCCAAAAGUUGAGUUGCCUGUAAAUCUAUUUAUUCUACACCAUAACAAAGAAAAGCAUUAAAAGAGUUCAGCUAUACCUGCAAAAUUUUUGAGUGAUUAAGUAGAAGUAAAAGAUUUCCCUGGUGAAUUUGAAUUUGAUGAGCAUACAUAUAUUCUUUAUCCUCACUAAAAUGCCAAAUAUAUAAAAGAACUCUCUUAAGAGGAAAUUUAAGGCAUUAAAAAACUUGUGGCCAUAGAUUGUACAUGGCAUCAAACAGGAGCAAUUUUAGAAACAAUUUCAAAAAAAUAUCCAAAUCAAAAGUUCCUCAAACUAGAAGAUUAUCAAACAUAUUUUUGGAGAUACUAGCAUCAUAGUUUGAAAUGCUUAGCUACAAUAGAGGCUAUAUAUUACUGCUACCAAGAAUAUAGUAAGGCCAUGAACAUAGAUAAGAAUUAUGAUAAUUUGCUAUUCUUCUAUAAAUACACCUUUUAAUAAAUGACAGAGUCUAUAAAAAAGGAGAUUGGCAAUCCAAAUGUUUAUGAAAAGAUUGAGUAGAAAAAACAAAGAAUUUUGCAAGCUAAAUAAGAUGCAAAAAAAGAGAAAUAAUUUAAGAAACUGAUGUGA